AUGCAUACUGAAACGUUUCUAAUAUACCUCUCCUUCUGCUUGUUUGGUUUGACAAAUAACAUCCUCUAUGUCGUAAUUCUAAGUGCUGCUGCUGAUUUAGUGGGCCCUGCUGCCCCCAAAUCUAUCGUCCUCCUAUUUGAUAUUUUCCCUUCAUUUAUAAUAAAACUAUCUUGUCCCUUAUUCAUUCACCUUAUUUCUUACGACAUGAGAAUUGUCUUAUUGGUAUCUUUCAGUUUCACCGGCAUUUUCAUCAUUUCCUUUUUCUCCUCGGCUGGAUCAUACCAAAGUCAUUUAUACUUGAAAUUAUUUGGAAUUGCUUUAUCUUCAGUAAGCUCAGGAUUGGGCGAAGUGACUUUUUUGCAACUAACUCAUUUUUACCAAAAUAAUUCCCUAGUGGGUUUUAGCAGUGGAACCGGAGCUGCUGGUUUAAUUGGAAGCUUCUUGUACUUGCUAAUGACUGUUCAUUUACGUUUAUCUCCUAGAUCUGCUUUGUUUUCUUUCUCCAUUACUCCCUUUAUUUACCUUAUCAUUUAUUGCUUUAUCUUACCAAGAAAGGAUCUCUACAUUAAUUACUCAAAACUUGAUAAUACCAAUGAUACAACAAUCCAAAAAAUUAAAAUCUUAAUAAUGCCCUACAUGUUCCCAUUAUCUUCCGUUUACUUUUUCGAGUAUUUGAUUAAUCAAAGUAUAGCUCCAACUUUAUUGUUUGAUAUUUAUGAUUCUCACAAAGACCAUAAAUUCUCCUUUCCCUAUUCUGUCAUAUUUAAAUUUGAAAAAUUUAGAGACAUUUACGUCACUUAUUCAACAUUAUACCAAAUCGGUGUCUUCAUUUCAAGAACGUUUUCAUGUUAUUAUCAAAUAGAUAAUUUAUAUAUCCCUUUCUUAUUACAGGUUUUAAAUUUUCUAUUUUGUAUCUCACAAUCCAUAUUUUUUUUCAUUAAAAUCGAAAAACAAUUUGCUUUAAUUUUUUUACUAAUCUUUUAUGAAGGAUUAAUCGGGGGAUCCGCUUAUUAUAAUACUUAUAAUAAAGCAUCAAAAGAGAUUGAAAUCAGUAAAAGAGAAUUUUCAAUUGGUGCAAUUUCCAUAAGUGACUCAAUUGGAAUAGCAUUUGCAGCAUUGAUCGGGUUGUGGUUAGAGAAAGCCCUUUGUAAUUAUCAAAUAAAUGAUGGCAGAGAUUGGUGUAGUUUAGAAUAA
Molecule: messenger RNA, 1194 nt
Organism: Ascoidea rubescens DSM 1968
Lineage: Eukaryota; Fungi; Ascomycota; Saccharomycetes; Ascoideales; Ascoideaceae
Gene: YHC3
Product: amino acid transporter YHC3
Exons: 2
Coding region: 1-1194 (397 amino acids)
Biological process (GO): regulation of intracellular pH
Cellular component (GO): vacuole; membrane
Source: RefSeq, a predicted model, not a curated record